Messenger RNA from Mizuhopecten yessoensis (Yesso scallop), 4760 nucleotides. RefSeq lists its product as uncharacterized. The record is from RefSeq and is a predicted model, not a curated record. The transcript has a single exon. The coding region runs from base 1684 to 3366 and encodes 560 amino acids. Lineage: Eukaryota; Metazoa; Mollusca; Bivalvia; Pectinida; Pectinidae.
AUGUUUGGCUAGCACCUCCGGCAGAGCGGCCGUGUUUACUUUGGCGCCUACCAGUAACUUCUACACUCCGAGUUUGGAGAGGACUGUUGAUUAAAGACUUGCAAUUUAACGAUUUCUACUCAUGUCAACCAACUUAUGUAUUAUGCAGGGUAUACCUUCCGAAGUUGCACCUAUGUAAGAUUGUCUGCACACCAACAUAUAUAUAAACUGAAUAUCUAUAUAUACUAAGAAACUACCAAGAAUUAAUAAGAAACUCUGUCUAUACCUGUAUAUACGUGACUAGAUCCUUGUGUGUAUAUAUACAUUUUCUACCUGGACUACUGCUACUAGCGUGAUUGACACACGUAAAAUAAUGCAAAGACACCUGAGCAUUCUUCACGGGUCAGGCAGCUCUAAAAGCUCCCCGUUAUCGACACUAUGGACAUGUCUAGUUGUCUCUUACACAUCCGAUUGGAAGAUCAAAUUUGAUAGUUCUAUGGAGAUAACUGUGCUACCCAUUAAAGUUUAAAUGGGUGGAAAUAAUAUCAAUUAUGUAUUCGUCUGCUGCCAUUCGGACCAUGAGAGGGAUUUCUGAGACACUUCCAUUUCAGUUUUGACUAAUUCACAGAGCUGGUUGCAGUGUUUAUAUAUGUACAGAAACCAAUUUGACUUUCGACUAAAUUGACAUUCAUAUCAAAUGUGACCAGCUUGUGGGAGGAAUGUUUGUAUUUACAAGCGUGUGUGAGCUUUACAAGCAAGCACCUUAACUACAGGGGAUUAUCAGAAAAUACAGGAUUACUGUUCGACAUAUCCAUACGAGGUCUUUUAAAAUCCACUUGCUUUGUCAUAUUUAAAACGGAUUUAAAGACUACGGUAUUCAGUUGUACACACCCCGGCAGUCUUACAUCGGCCUAUGAAAGCUAUGGACGAAUUAAGCUACACUCUAGUGUAAGUUGUGGAAGUACACAGGCCUCGAAGGGAGUAGAUAUAUGUCAUGCUAUUAUUUCUUUAUGUAUGGAUCAUAUGUGGACAAAUCUGGAUAUUUAAACGACAAAACAAGCAUAUAAGCAGACAUAAAACUAUACUGGAAUUCGAAAUUGAUUUGCUAUGUCAAUUUCACCGCUAGUCAUAGAAAUAGAUUAUAUUUUCUCUCCUGGAAGGUUUUCGACGCUUCCCUGGUUGUUUAAACAGUAAAGUCGACGGAUAAACUGCGCUGUACUUCAGGUUGUCGAUUUAAUGAUCGUUGAAACUUAUUGUUGGCUAGAUUGGUGUUUACCGAAUAGUGAAAUCAACGGACAAUCACAUCAACCGGAACUGGAUGUAAAUACCGUGAACUAUUCACCACUACCAUCGAAGUGAAAGUAUUUUCUAAUUUUGGUUUUUAUUGACUUUCAUUGGAUGUUUAAAUUUCCGGAUCUUUCUAUACACCUGUUUGAUUGAACAAGGUAAGGCUCCAUGUCAUUCAUACCUGUAAAUUGGACAGGUGUGAUGUUUGUGUGUCCAAAGUCGUCAAUGCACGAAGACGUUUGUUCAUGUUGAGGCAAUAUUUCUAUUCGUGUUUAGAAAUCCCAGGUACAAAGCCAUGUGUACUGGUACAGAAUUGAUCAACAAUGGUAUUUAAUAUGUUUGACUGAUUGUUUGUAGCAAGGCGUACUUGUCUAUACUAUUCAAUAUACAUGUGAAUAAUACUAUUUUAUUGGACGAAUGACAACUUCUACCAUUAUGAGAUCAAAACAGACCUCCGGUACGUCCAUAGGGAGACCAAUUCACACCACAAGAAGCCAGUAUAACGGUGGAGUCAUAUAUCCACAAUGGAUGCGCUCACUGGAAGAAAAAUACCAAAGGAUUCACAUGAAAAUAGCUCGCAGCACGACUGCUAUGUCAAAUAUCUACAAUUCAUCUUUAGGACGUAAUAGUAUUCAGGAGAAAACUUUGCCCAAAGCUUCACUUGCAAAACCAAGGGAAAGCUCCCCUGGCAGAUUUAGUACAACACAACUGCAAUAUCGAAGAGUUGCUUCGUCUCUAGAACGAGGAGUAAGCAGAACAAGGACUUCGGUGACUGAUGUCGUGACAGGUGGAACUCAGGACAAUUCACAAAAACAGGGCGUCGGGUUUGCUCCAGCAAAACAGGAAGACUUAGAAUUCGCCAAUGUAAAUGAGAUUGACAUUGAUAAAACUGACGUGAAAUUUAACGAUGAUGUGAUUGAUUUGUGUGAUGAUAUUGAUAAGGAAGAGUGUGAUUCAAACAGUUCACGUGUAGACUGCGACGAAGACAACAUCGGGUAUGUGUUAGGUUUAGGGCACGUGGUAAGUGUGUCUUCCGAUGAAGAUGAGGAUGAAAUUGAAAAGGAUACGAACGAUGUAAAACAUUUCGAGGAAGAACAGGUUUUUAACUCUAAAGAAAGUACGUUAUUGAUCGACCAAGAUUGUUCAUCGAAGGAAAAAAACCUAGAUUACAGGUCCAGGUCGAGCUUACGGGACACUAAUAAAGUAUCACCAGUGAAAGGUGAACCAAGGAAGCACUUUAUCACCCAGCUUGGCAAACAUUAUCAGAACAAGUCCGAACAGUUUAUCAGAAGGGAACAAAUCCCUCAAACAUCGACAAGUCGCCGAAGUAUUCAGACACAUAAAACAAGUAAAUCAUGCCCUACAACAAUGGAACACGUACAGGCUGCUCCUCAGCCUCAGACAGAUAGGGGAACGCACGUCAGACGCAAAAGCUUUAAGAAAUCGUAUAAGGGUCAGAGAAACUCAAAUAUGUUUUCCCGAAUGUCAAUGGAAGCGCAACAUGCAAGGACAGAGAUUCUAAAAGAAAAGAAACCUUCGAAAAAGCACCAGCAACAACAACAAAAACGAAAUAGUACAAGCCAGAAUUUAUCUGGAUGUGACGGGGGGUCGUCGAGUAGUAAGGAGGCAGAUAGCGAAAAACAAGCUGAAGUUGUUGUGCAGAAUAACGAAAGAAAAACAGCACAAGAUAAGGCUGUGGAUAGAUUGUAUAACGGUGAGGAUUAUAACAAAAUGUUCACAGACAUGAAUGUAAUACCGGACUAUGAGCAGGCUUACAGUGAUUCUGAUAUCUCGGUUGGUAACAGGAAGCACGCUUUUACUGUGUUGGCCAAUAGAACAAAAUUACCGAAUAUUGCCGAUGGGAAAUAUGUGACUCUGCAGCAUCUGAAAACUCUACAGUAUACACUUCCUGGUAUUGGAAGGUACAGUGUUGCUCCAAAACGUGAGACUACCUUCGAAAUUACUCCGCCUGGAUUUGAUAUCAGGUACAAAGACAUGAUGGUGCUAGAAGAACGCGAAUCGGAAACGCCUCCGCCAGAUAUUCGAAAUAGGGCGGUGCAAAAAUGUCAGGAAUGGCUGGCCAGACACACGCCAAGGUAGUUUGUUGUAAUAAUGAAUACAUGAUAAUUGUUGGACGUUUUACUGAAACACUGUGAGAAUGUUGGAGACGUGAUGCGAAUGUAAAAUAUAUAGUUCAUUUGAUUGAAAUCGGAAGGAAUAGUAUUUAACCCAAUGGAAAUUGUCUUCGAUAUCCCGCGUUGAUUUUAAAUAAAGUGGCCAGCCUCCCUUAUAACUGUGAUACGUGUACAAUAACUAUUCUGUAAUACGUUAUAUAAAGGUUUCAGCCACGAAAACUGUGAUAGCACCAGGAUAAUAUGCCUAGUGAUUAGUCUAUUGAACUGUACACAAAAUACUGUAAGUCGCCUAAAUUUCGCAAAUACAUAUUUUCGUAUUUUUUCGAUUUUGUUUCAAACAUUGCAGCGAUUGAAAUUCUGGAACGAAAUUGACAAAUACAACCUUUUAUUCAAAACAAUCAUAGUAUUUGGGGAUCAAUUAAUUUGCGAUAGAUUCUGCGUAUGAAGUUUAUCAAAAAUAUGUAUGCGCGAAACAAGAGUGUUUUACAGUAGUUAUUGUACAGAUGUACAACUCGAUCCUUUGCAGCAGAUUUCAUUGAAUCUUUGCAAAAAUCGAUGUUUUAUCAUUGAAAUCAACACUGAUUUGUUUUACAUGUAUCUAUCAAUUAGUUAGAUUGUUUAUUCUAUAUAUGUAUACUCCAUCUUGGCUGUUCAGACCUUGAUUAGCUUGACAGGAACUUGUUCUCAAAUUUUCAUUCGAUUUUUGUUAAAUAUAUUGAAUUCAAAAAUUAUAAAUUGAUAAAUAAACAAAUUCGUUUAUACAGAUUAAAAGUGAUCAGCCACUUGCUGAUAAUAAAGAAAUAUUGUUCAUUUUCAGAAAAAAAUAAAAGCCCACUGUUCUACAUUUAUCUCGUUAUGCUUACCGGGUUUUGAAAAAAACAGGAUCUUAAACGUUAAUUAAACAUUAACUUUAGUAUUGAAUAUUAUUACGUGCAAAAGAAGUGCAAUUUGAUUUCGAUUCAAUUUUCAAUAGGUUUGAUUAUAUGAUCGUUUAAAACAAUUAUUAGAAACUAACUGCCAUAAUAUUUCGUUUAAGACACAGUGGACGUGUCCUGUUUUCACAUCAGAUGAAAUUUUCGUUUUGUAUUAUAAUUUAUGUAUUGUCACGUCAGCCAAAAGACCAUAGAACGAAAAUCGAAUUUGUUAUUUCCUCGUUGUAUAAAUGUUGAACGUUUCACAUGUUGCGUCUGCGAAAAUUGAGUAAGUGUUAGAUUUGUUAUUGUAUUUAGUAAAUGUGGCCCAAAAUAUAAUAUGUAAACAACAUUACUAUUUGUUUUGGUGAUAUUUUCAAAGUGUUUGAUGAAAAGAACUAAUGAUUUGCACUGAGUAGCUUCCGUCGACUCAACUCUUUCUUUAGUG